Malassezia sympodialis ATCC 42132 is the source of this 522-nucleotide messenger RNA. Lineage: Eukaryota; Fungi; Basidiomycota; Malasseziomycetes; Malasseziales; Malasseziaceae. The record is from the annotation of a RefSeq genome assembly.
ACGAUCGCGGCGUGGGGCCACGGCGACGAGCGCAUCUGGAGUGCCGCGUGGGACGGCUCGGUGAAGGGCUGGGACGUGCGCGCGGGCGGCGCGCUGCAGGCGCACAAGGCGUCGGACAAGGUGCCGCUGUGCCUCGACCCGGUGCGCGGCGCGGGCGCGGCGGGCCUGCACGAGCUCGUGACGGGCCACAUGGACCACUCGCUCGCGCUGUACGACUUCCGCGAGGCCGUGACGAACACGGCGCUGGCCAUGGCGCACGCGCAUGCGGCGCCGGUGAGCGCGGUGCGCACGCACCCGACGAGCGCGCACCUGCUCGCGUCGGCCGCGUACGACGGGCGCAUCCAGGUGUGGGACCUGCGCUCGCCGAAGCAGGCGCUGUUCGCGCUGGCGCCGCCCUCGGGCGCGCGCACCAAGGUGCUGGGCCUCGACUGGACGCCCGCGGGCGACCGCCUCGUCGCGGGCGGCGAAGACUGCCGUGUGUCGGUGUACGAGGGGCAGGCCGCGGGGGCCGACCGUGUAUAG